UGGAAUUUAUUGAUAAGAUUAUUAUGAAAUGAUCAUCUAAAAUUUACAGUGUAAAAACUAAUUUGACAUGGUCCAUAAAGGGAAUUUUAUCCUUGAAAUUAAUUAAAUAACUUGUGUUAUCAACAAAUAUAAUCAAUCAACGUGGUUUUUACAAAUCCAACAACUACCUGUUGUUAUUUAUUAAAGUUUUUACAAAAGUGUUGUUUUAUUUAUUUUACUGAAUUAAAAUAAAAAUCACUUCUAAAUCUAAGAUCUCUGUUAAAUUAUGUCAAUGAACUUGACCGUGUGAACUUCACAUUUACCUAGAUCAAUUAAGUGUAUACAAUAUUAAUUUGUUACCUGUACUGAUUAAUUUAAAUAUUAUUUUGCUAUGUUAUUAUUGGAUCAAAUGCAAUCGAUAAAUAGUAAUCAUAUUAAAAAAAAAUCAAAUGUAAACAAUACUGGUCCAACAAAUCGAACUAUUGAAGGUGGUAAAAGUGUUUUGUUAGCGUAUAUUUUUUGGUUGUUUGGUGGCUUAUUUGGGGCACAUCAUUUUUAUUUACGACGUGAUAAACAAGCAUUUUUAUGGGCGACCACAUUUGGUGGAUACUUUGGCAUUGGUUGGUUAGGUGAUAUAUUUAAAAUUAAACGCUAUGUACAAGAUGCUAACGAUGAUCCGGUGUUUAUUGAAUAUUUUAUUCAACAAUUACGAAAAUAUAAAAAGCCGCCAUUCUCUACAAAUAGAUUUAUUGGCCAGUUGAUGGUUGGAUAUUUUUGGGCGCAGCUUGUUUUAUUAGCAGUACCAGAAGAAGAAUUCGGUGAAAUAAAUUGGAAAUUUUUAAACUGGUUAUCACCUCUUGCGUGUGGUUUAGGUGCAUGGUUUGUUGGAAAUAUUGGACGGCAAAAAGGUUCUCCAUGGCUAGCUAUAUUAGCUGCAUAUGUUGCAUACCAAGCACGUUGGUAUAUUUACGACGAAACAAUGUGGUUAACAAUUAUGUCAUUUGCGGCAACAUUAGCAUUUGAUACAUUCUCAAAGGAAUGGAAUCGAGAACCACCGAAAAAACGUGGAUUUAUUAGGCGCAUAAUAGUUUUAUCAAUUUGUUUCGCAUUAUACAUGUCAUUGUGGGGCAGCUACUUAUAUUUUAAUGGAAAAAUAACAGACAGCGACGGAGAAGAAAUUCCAGUGUACGAAGCGAUAAAUCAUUUCUUUAGAUCGCCCUGGUGGACCGAUAUAAAAAGUGCAAUGUUUGAAAUAUGGGAUUAUGCUCAACAUCAUGGUUGGUAUGAAAUAUGGAAACAAAUUAUUGAAAUAUCCGAUCCUAGUGGUGAAAAUAAUGCAUAUAGAGUGUUGGAUGUAUCACCAGAGUCAUCACAAAGUGAAAUCACAGCAAAAUGGCGUAAAUUAUCAAAAGAAUGGCAUCCAGAUAAAGUGAAAGAUGAAGAACAAAAACGUGUUGCACAAGAAAAAUUUAUGGAAAUACAACAAGCAUAUGAAAUAUUAUCAAAAGUGAAAAAUAAAAGACAACGUCGUAAUAAGCAAUCUAUUUAAUGAAAAUAAUUAAUUUAUAUAGGAAUGAAUGGUUUUGAUUGAUUGGAUGUAAAAUGA
This is a messenger RNA of Chrysoperla carnea, 1585 nucleotides long. It is a transcript of the gene wus, whose product is annotated as dnaJ homolog subfamily C member 22. Lineage: Eukaryota; Metazoa; Arthropoda; Insecta; Neuroptera; Chrysopidae. The record is from RefSeq and is a predicted model, not a curated record. The transcript has 4 exons. Gene Ontology annotation, cellular component: early endosome; plasma membrane. Gene Ontology annotation, biological process: endocytosis. Bases 371 to 1528 code for a protein of 385 amino acids.